AUGCCUCACUCUUUCGGUUACAGGGCCCGAACGCGCCACCUCUUCGCGAGGAAGUUCCGCCAGCAUGGUCCCAUCAAGCUGUCGACCUACCUGCGUCCCUUCCACGCCGGUGACAUUGUCGACAUCAAGGCCAACGCUGCCGAGCAGAAGGGUAUGCCCCACAAGUACUACCACGGCCGCACCGGUGUCGUCUUCAACGUCGCCCCACGAGCUGUUGGUGUGAUCAUCUACAAGGUGGUCGGCAACCGAUACAUCGAGAAGCGUGUCAACGUCCGUGUCGAGCACGUCAAGCACUCCAAGUGCCGCGACGACUUCCUGCAGCGUGUCAAGCGCAACGCUGCGCUCAAGAAGGAGGCCAAGGCUAAGGGCGAGCGUGUCGAGCUCAAGCGUCAGCCCGCUGCCCCUCGCACUGCCCACACCAUCUCGCUGAAGAACAACACCCCCGAGACCCUGGCCCCCCAGGCUUACGACACCUACAUCUAA
Molecule: messenger RNA, 483 nt
Organism: Sporisorium graminicola
Lineage: Eukaryota; Fungi; Basidiomycota; Ustilaginomycetes; Ustilaginales; Ustilaginaceae
Exons: 2
Coding region: 1-483 (160 amino acids)
Biological process (GO): translation
Cellular component (GO): cytosolic large ribosomal subunit; ribosome
Molecular function (GO): structural constituent of ribosome
Source: RefSeq, a predicted model, not a curated record